AUGGACGCGGACAACAUUCACUUCGCGCAGGCAAAAGAGGCCUCGGAGCAAAUGGUGCUCCGCGAGCUUCAUGAGCAUGUGUUCUCAUCGCCAACCCAGCUCAUGACGCACUUCCUUGAUGUUUCUCAUGAUGUUACAAAAACCAAUCUGGACAUCGACAAUCUCAAGGGCAUCUUCAAAAACAAAGCUUGGAGUGAUCUUCCUGCUAUCAUGAAGCUAAAGGGCAAUCCCAGUUUUGACUACAAGACGCAAUACUUCAUUCAGGAGCAGUCCAACGGCAACUACACGAUUAUCAAGCAUGUCUACUUGACAAAGCAGCGGUUUGCAAUUCAGGCAGUUCUCGCUCUGUCGAAGAAAAGGCUUGUAGCAUCAUCUGCUAUGGGCGCAACCUCUACCGAAGAUGACCAAGAUGCGGGAUGGGACUUUAUCUUGGAACACGGAGAGCGUGACAGAAGUCAGUUGAAGCAGCUCCGAUGGAUUCACAAGAACAUCAACAGAGACGGCUCCCCCAUUCGUGGUUGGUCUGAAAAGCUUGUGCAGAAGGCAUUGGACCCGCUGACAAAUGACAACUGUUUAGCGAAACUCAUCACAAGAUACGACCUUACCGUGCAGGACCUUCACCCGACCUUUGUGGAGAAUAUAUUUCAAGACGCAGUUGGCUUCCUGCUGGACCACAGCCUCUGGCUAAUGGGCCAACUCCGUGUCAUCAUCGACAAGUCCUAUGCCAACCUGGAAGUUGCCAGCCCAAAGGACAAAGCGACCUUCGACAAGCGCGAUAUCUCCAACGAGCUGGACUUCAAACAUCUCAUGAAGAACAAGAAGACUGCCAUCAUGUGGGAGCAAUGGGCUGGGUGUAUUCAGAGAGGACAUCCACAGUCAUUGGUUUUGCAGAGACUUACUCCCAAGGUCACCGUGAAGAGAGCCCCCGGCCCAGGUGCUAUCCGUCGUGUAGAGUGGAAACAAAUCGGCACGAAGCUGUUGAAAGAUCGUAACGUUGUGUUACAAACCGAUUCAGCAAAUUCAUACAAACUCGUCAUACCCGGAGUCAUUCAUGAUCGCGUGGUCCAUUGCCGCAAGCGCGUUAAGCAGAACGGGAAGUACACCUGGAUGCAUCCUAAGUACGUUUCCAUUGUGAAGCACACCCUGCCGAAGAGCAAGAAGAUUUUGUCUGUGAAAUCGGGCACUCAAGUGAUUGACAGAUGUUGGCGGUUUUUGAAAGACCAUAUCCAGAUCAACCAGCACAGCAAAGCUGGUUCGCGUUUGCUUCGGGCUAAGCUUAGAGCAGCGCAAUAUGAAUAUUGGUACCGCAACACAGACUUGUGGCUCAAGUGCCGUGAAUUGUGUGCCGACCACAUGAAACUGUUCAUGUAA
Molecule: messenger RNA, 1371 nt
Organism: Symbiodinium sp. CCMP2592
Lineage: Eukaryota; Dinophyceae; Suessiales; Symbiodiniaceae
Source: the annotation of a GenBank genome assembly